Eruca vesicaria subsp. sativa (arugula) is the source of this 1077-nucleotide messenger RNA. Lineage: Eukaryota; Viridiplantae; Streptophyta; Magnoliopsida; Brassicales; Brassicaceae. The record is from the annotation of a GenBank genome assembly.
AUGGCUCAACGUUACACAAAGGAAGAAAAAGGAAAGUUCCAACAGACAGAAAAUAAUGAAUCCAGCAUCAAACGAAUUUCUACAGAACAAGAGGGGAGACCAAUUUCAACAGACCUUCAGGUCUCUACAGAGGUGCUGUCCCAUACCCUCGUUCCCCACACUUCGAGAAAACAACAGUCAGAGGAAGAGAUCUUAAGAGACCUCAAUGAUGCAACGAGAGCAUACCUGAGCUGCUCAGACCCAACAGAAGCCGCGGCAAGAAGACAGAGAGUCAGGGCCGGAGAUGCAAGCGGAGAGACAAAAGAGACCGCAGCUGCUUUAUUCAAAGCGCAAACCAGCCUAUCAAAUAACCUACCUCCGAAUCAACCCUCUCAGAACCCUGUCAGAUACCUUUCAAAAGAGCAGGUUCUGAAAGACCUCGAAGCAGCGACUAUGCAGUACCUUAGCUGUCCUAACCCCACUGAGGCUGCGGCUAGAAUGCAACGUGUCCUGUCAAGUGAGGCUUCAGGCCUAGUGGAUGCAACAGCAGAUUCCAUCCUAGCUGCAGAGUUAACCCCGAGAAAAUCACUCUCACCGUGGGAGAGAGGUAUAAAAUCAGUAAGUCCAGUUGCAAACAACUCCCUCUUUGGAUUAAGACUGGACCAAAUCUUCAGCCCUAUACCUCAACCUCUGACAGAUCUGGGACUUGAUCCAUACUACAGUGAUGCUCCUGCUCAAGUUAACUUCCUGUCCCCCAGAGAAUAUAGUAAAACACCUGCUCGGCUCAGGUCACUAAUCAUUUUCCCUCAUUUGACAGCUGACGAUGCCCCUCCAUUGAACCCUCGAAGGCCUAUUUUACGGGAGGAAACUCCUAUCAAUGAAAGCCAGACAAAAAGGCAAAGGAGGAUAUCGACUAGACAAUCAAGAAAGAGGUCACCUGGAGGAGGACCUAAUAUCCUCCUUGGCACUAGUUCAAAGAAGAGAAAUCUCUCUCAAAUCCAGUACUCACCAGGAAACACAAAAACGUAUAUGUCAAAAGAACAAAAGAGAGAUCCACGGGACUCAAUCUUCCAGCUACACAUUCUUUCUUCUCUAUAG